Molecule: messenger RNA, 1872 nt
Organism: Cladocopium goreaui
Lineage: Eukaryota; Dinophyceae; Suessiales; Symbiodiniaceae
Source: the annotation of a GenBank genome assembly
AUGCCAGACAGCGGUGCAGCGAGAGGGUGCUGGUGUAGCUUGGCGAAGUUCAAGUGGGAUGUUGGAUUGACGGAUGCUGAAAAGCAUGCGAUUGAACUUGGACCUUCUGUGAGCGUGCCGUGGAUUUUUGCUCGUGAAACCGCAGGUCGUUUUAGGGUCGGAACGCAUCGUAACGCCGCGGAACAGGCCGGAGAUGGUGCCGAGAAGAUCGAGAGGCGAGCCAGCUGGCUGAACGCCAACGUCUUCCAGGACCGGCAGAUCGAUCCAGAGGCGAUUACGGCGGUGAAGAGCUUGGGCUCAGCGCGGGCCAUGGAGCUGUUCAAAGAUUUGGAAGAGAGGAAAGAUCAGGUCCAAAAUCCUUCUGGAUAUUUGAAAGCUGCCGUGAAACGUGAGCCAACCAUGGCCAGAGCGCCCAUGGUCAUGGCACCCAUGGCCCGAUCCAUGGCUUUUACGGCCGCGGACCCGCAGAAGGUGCAGAAACGGGCCACCUGGCUGAACGCCAACGUCUUUCCAGAUCGGCCUAUCGAUCAAGAGGCGGUGAUGAUGAUGACGUCUUUGGGUACGGCACGUGCCAUGGAGCUUUUCAAAGAUGUUGAGGAAAAGCAGGAACAAGUGAGAAAUCCCAGCGGAUAUUUGAAAACAGCUGCUCAACGUGACGGUCCCAUCCAGCAGGUGUAUCACUCCAACGGUGACGAUGGAAAGAUUCAUCGCCGCGCCACAUGGUUGAACGGCAACAUCUUUCAAGAUCGCCCCAUCGAUCAGGAGGCCAUCCAGGCCCUUACCACGGUGGGCACUGCGCGGGCCAUGGCGCUCUACAAGGAGGUGGAAGAAAAACAGGAGCAGGUAAAAAAUCCAAGUGGCUAUUUGAAGACUGCCGUGGCACGAGAUGGGCCUGUCAGCGGAUAUGCUGCACCGGCUGCAAACGUGCACAUGCAGUCGGAAAGGGAGGAACAAUCCAAGAUUCAGAAAAGGAUCACCUGGUUGAAUGCGAAUGUCUUCCCUGAUCGCCCCAUAGACACAGAGGCGACCGGUGCCAUGUUUGGCUUGGGCAUCAGCCGAGCCUUCGAGCUCUUGAAGGAGAUUGAAGGUAAAGCCCAAGAGCUCAGGAAUCCAACUGGCUAUUUGAAGACAGCCGCGAUGCGUGAGGGGCUGGCCCCUCCGGACCAGGGCCAGGGCCAGGCAGCAGUACAAUCUUCCCAGGAGGAUAAGGUUAGUCGACGUGCCAGAUGGUUGAACAAGAACCUCUUCCCGGACCGACCCAUCGACCAGGAGGCGAUUGCUGCCAUGAGCAGCUUAGCCAUGCCGCGUGCCAUGGAGUUGUUCAAGGAUGUGGAGGAGAAAGCUGCGCAGCUUCGAAAUCCAGGUGGCUAUUUGAAGGUGGCGGUUUCCAGAGAGGGCACAGGCCCAGGCCCAACAGGCGGUGCAACGCCCAGGUCAGCCAUUUAUGCACAACCGCGACAGGUGGUUGCAGCAAGCAAGUGGCGCGAAACGUAUCGUCAGCUGUUUCAAGAAGCAGACAAAGACAACAAUGGUUUCCUGGACAUCGCAGAGGUGAAACUUCUGCUCCGCGAGCGGCUCAAGGCCCUCAGCACUGCGAAAAAAAACACGGCGCCGGAGGCAACGGAGGCAACGGAGGACGCGGAAGCGGAAGCGGCGGCAAGGCGCUCGGAGGAGGAAUACAUUGAUCAUUGCAUCGAACAAGCAGAUGUGAAUAAGGAUGGCAAAAUCGAUAUCGAUGAGUUUGUUCAUUUGAUGGUCCUUCAUCUGCCGGACGCGCGCAUUGCAGCCGACGCCGAAUUCGUAACGGAUCAGCGCCGGUGCAUCGCGGAGUGGUCGGGGGAGAGGGCUCAGAAUUGGAAAUGGAGUGUCUAA